AUGGAGCUGUUGUAUCUCUCCGUUCUGCUUCUGAUUAUUGUCAUCUUCUUUAUCCUUUUUUACAGGCACAUGUCUCCGUCCAUGAACCCCAACUUGCCACCGGGAAGGAUGGGGUAUCCGGUGAUCGGCGAGAGCCUUGAAUUCCUGUCCACAGGGAAGAAAGGUCAUCCAGAGAAGUUCAUAUAUGAACGCAUCAAGAAGUACUCUUCCCAAGUUUUCAAGACCUCAAUCAUUGGGGAACCCACAGUUAUGAUAUGUGGAUCCGCAAGCAACAAGUUCUUGUUUUCUAACGAGAACAAGCUCGUUAUGUCAUGGUGGCCAAACAACGUCAACAAGGUAUUCCCAACGUCGCUUGAAACAAGCUCUAAGGAAGAAGCUUUGAAGAUGAGAAAGAUAUUGCCUCAGCUUCUGAACCCACAAGCUCUCCAACGUUAUAUUGGCACUAUGGAUACCAUUGCUCAAAGGCACUUUGCUUCCGAUUGGGAAAACAAGACGCAAGUCGCCGUCUACCCCUUGGCCAAGAGGUAUACAUUCUGGUUGGCUUGCUGUUUGUUCAUAAGCGUUGAGGAUCCAAACCACGUAGCAAAAUUUGCGGAACCUUUCAAUCUAUUGGCUUCAGGAAUCAUUUCAAUGCCAAUUGACUUGCCAGGAACACCGUUCAACAGAGCAAUAAAGGCCUCGAAGUUCAUUAGGAAGGAACUGUUGAAGAUCAUAAAGCAGAGAAAGUUGGAUUUGGCUGAAGGGAAGGCCUCAACAACACAAGACAUAUUGUCUCGCAUGUUAAUGUCAUGCGAUGAGAAUGGACAAUAUAUCGGUGAACAUAAUAUUGCAGACAAGAUUCUUGGCUUGUUGAUUGCUGGCCAUGACACUGCAAGUUCUGCAUGCACUUCCAUUGUCAAAUACCUUGCCGAUCCAAAUAUUUAUCAGCGAGUCUAUCAGGAGCAAAUGGAAAUUGCAAAAUCAAAAUCUCCAGGAGAGUUGUUGAAUUGGCGUGACAUGGAGAAGAUGAAAUACUCGUGGAAUGUAGCUUGUGAAGCAAUGAGAUUAGCCCCUCCAGUCCGUGGAGCUUUCCGAGAAGCCAUCAAUGACUUUAUCUUCAAUGGAUUCUCAAUUCCAAAAGGCUGGAAGUUGUAUUGGAGUGCAAGUUCAACACAUAUGGAUCCAAAGUGUUUUCCGGAGCCAGAGAAAUUCGACGCGAGUAGAUUUGAAGGAAAAGGACCAGCUCCUUAUACUUAUGUGCCAUUCGGUGGAGGACCAAGGAUGUGCCCUGGAGUAGAGUAUGCACGAUUGGAAAUAUUAGUUUUCAUGCACAACUUAGUGAAGAGGUUCAAGUGGGAUAAGAUUAUUCCUAAUGAGAAGAUUGUUGUUGAUCCAAUGGCUUUUCCUGCCAAAGGCCUCCCUAUUCGUCUUUAUCCUCACCAAUCGUGAAAACGAUUAUAUUUGAACGUUUGGACCAAAAUCAACAUUUAAAAGUAGCAUAAAAUUUAAGCCCAAAUGUUGUCUCUCCUUUUUGUAUUUUUGGUUUUUUUCCCCUUUUUAAUGUUAUCCUGAUAUCUUUUUGUUGCUUUUCAUUUUUUUUGUUUUAAUUUGUAACAACCUAGCUUUGUCGUGCUUAUAUGGUAUUUAAAAAUAAGAUCACCUCUCAGGAAUACUCCUGUAUAUUAUCCGGAGCAUGUGUAGGGUGAAAU
Messenger RNA from Gastrolobium bilobum, 1688 nucleotides. Its product is annotated as beta-amyrin 28-monooxygenase-like. Gene Ontology annotation, biological process: sterol metabolic process. The record is from RefSeq and is a predicted model, not a curated record. The transcript is spliced from 4 exons. NCBI's taxonomy places the organism in Eukaryota, Viridiplantae, Streptophyta, Magnoliopsida, Fabales, Fabaceae. The coding region runs from base 1 to 1428 and encodes 475 amino acids. Gene Ontology annotation, molecular function: oxidoreductase activity, acting on paired donors, with incorporation or reduction of molecular oxygen; monooxygenase activity; iron ion binding.